AUGGCUCAAGCACGUCAAUUGGAACAAGAACAAGGACAGGGCUCAUUUGUCCAGUCUGUCAAGUCUGAACUCUUCUCACCUGAGAAGCGCCAGGGAAACCUGAACAUCGCCUUGUCUCUCAGCGUAUUCGCCGGCGCCAUUGUCUUUUUGCGCAACUUUGGUGAAUUGUUGGCCACCAAACCAACCUCACUACAGAACAACCAACAAUAACAGCAACCAAAAAACGAACAGAACUACAGACGUAUACACAGACGCAAACAGACAGACCGACACCCAAAAAAAAAAUGAAGAAUACUAUUUUCUUUACUAUCCCCUCUUUUAUCCUUUAUUCAACAAUGGCUAUUUUGUUCUUGUUCUUUUU
This is a messenger RNA of Phycomyces blakesleeanus NRRL 1555(-), 361 nucleotides long. RefSeq lists its product as hypothetical. Lineage: Eukaryota; Fungi; Mucoromycota; Mucoromycetes; Mucorales; Phycomycetaceae. Bases 1 to 210 code for a protein of 69 amino acids. The transcript is spliced from 2 exons. The record is from RefSeq and is a predicted model, not a curated record.